This is a messenger RNA of Strongylocentrotus purpuratus (purple sea urchin), 1439 nucleotides long. RefSeq lists its product as uncharacterized. The transcript has 2 exons. Lineage: Eukaryota; Metazoa; Echinodermata; Echinoidea; Camarodonta; Strongylocentrotidae. The coding region runs from base 361 to 1269 and encodes 302 amino acids. The record is from RefSeq and is a predicted model, not a curated record.
CGCUCUUUAUGGUUUCAUGUUUUCAUGGCUUACGGUGAUCACUUACGGAUGGAUUAAUUUUCCUCAUAAUUUGGAUAACUGUUUCGAAGGAUUUCGUGAAAUAAACAGUCAUGAUUGGAUGAUUAAUUAUUUAGCAAGGUGAAAUCACAAAUUACAGUUCAGCAUUCGUGGUAGAGACGCAGUGUUUAGUUUGUGUUUGAACUAGGAUGCUCCUUUCUAUGUAGGAAUGAACUUAACUCGUGCUUAGAGUUUCGGCAAAUUUAGAAAAUCAUAAAAACAGGACUUACAAACAUGGAUUGCGCCCUGGAUUCGAAACUGCACACUGUUCAGUAAAGACUGCGGGCUGUGUCACCUGGGAGGAUGACGUCACCAAGGAGGUCUCUCGCGAUGACGUCAAUGGGCAUACAUUACGACUGUGAUUAUGACGUAGCGAUGAAUCAGCCAAUCACGGGCAGCGUCCUAGAUAGAGACUACAUGCGCAUCAAUGUGUAUCCUCCGCCUCUCCAUAAAGGCCAUGCGCGCACCGAGUCUGAAAACCGCGGCAAGUUUUACAUCCCUCAGAGCGACACAGAAUGGAUUCAGAUGGUGAAUAAUUUUAACAACGGACAGCAAGAGAUGUACUAUCCUGCGAGAAGUGUAUACCAAAAACCUUCAGGCCCUAAACCCGUCCGCUCCAUCAGCGCAAACUCCUACUUUGACCCAUUCAAUCUGCGCACGGACGUAUCGGGUAGCAUCGCGCGCGAUGAGAUUAAUGAGAUGACGCGCGUGCAGAUGCAGCGCGCGUAUCAACGCGCGUGCGGUAAAUCUAUCACAGGUGGUAGAUAUCGGGAGCCACCGUCGAAGGACUUACGGGAAUUCCCCGGCGAACGCCACGAGUCUCCCACUCUAAGGACGCGCACUAUACCCCUCACUCCGCGAACAGCCAAAUCUUUCAUCUCGGACAACACUUCAGGAUACUGCACCAACGAAGAAGAGAAUCGGACAUCGCAAUCUCCAGCGCAACAGGGAAAACAAAAACCCGUACUUCCGAACCUCUCAUCGUCGUCGAAGUUGCCAGGUAACUUACCAUCAAGAAGAGAAGCAUGGUACAGCGCCCCCUUCCGUCCAAAAAUCGUCAAGCAGUCACCACCGUGGCGAUCUCUUAUGAACAGACGCCCUCAAGGGGUGAGAGCAGGUGAAGGUCAGCUAUGCCCAAAGUAUUGCAGGUGCUGUUUUGAGGAUACUUACGAUUCCAACAACAAGAACGUUUUCAAGAUCGACCUGAAGUAGACUGGAGAGAUAAGUGAGCUAGCUAAUCCCUUAUAAAAAAAAAAUACCAUGGUAACCAUGGUCUUGUGUCCAAAUUACCAUCCACCAUGGGAACCAUGGUAUCAAACAAUGAAAUUCAUUGUUUGAUGACCCUAUGUUUAUCAUUGUUUGAUACCAUGGUUACCAUGGUU